This is a messenger RNA of Contarinia nasturtii (swede midge), 2634 nucleotides long. RefSeq lists its product as uncharacterized. Bases 6 to 2423 code for a protein of 805 amino acids. Lineage: Eukaryota; Metazoa; Arthropoda; Insecta; Diptera; Cecidomyiidae. The transcript has 7 exons. The record is from RefSeq and is a predicted model, not a curated record.
AAGCAAUGGCUGAACUCUGUCGAAAGUUAUACCAAAGUAUUUUAAAAUCAGUCGAAUCAAACGAAGAUUUGCAAAAAUAUUCGGUGAUUUUUUCGACCAUUUUAACCGAAAAGAUCAACAGAUACGAAAGAAAAUUUCAAGCGCUUUUGAAUGAGGCGGGUGUGAUUUUGCAAAAUAAAAAUCUUUCGAACGAUGAUUCCGAAUUGAUCAACAAAGAAACUCUCAACUGCCAUGACGAUGGCAUUGAAGAAACGGUAGAUGGAGACAAAUCAUUUGAACAAAAUCUGAUGACCGAUUACGAUAAGAAUGUACGGAACAUGGUGGAAAGUAUUUUUCAGGAUACCGUAAAAAGUAAAAAGAUGUCCAACGAAAUGAAGAACGAAAACAAUGGCGAGGACUUAGUCAUUGACGCAGAAACUGACAUUGAAAGCGAAAGCGAUGGUAGCCAAGUAAUCGAUGACAAUUUUGUAAACCAACAAACACAACAUUUGAUGAUCGAAGCAGUCCAACAACAGCUAAAUUUUCAACAAAGUUCCGAUCCAGAAAACGGUAUCGGCAGCUCAAUGAAUCUCGUCCAAAGAUUCGAAGUCCGAAUUGAAGAAAAAACCAUUGUGACAACCACCAAAACAGAGGAACGGUGUGACACUUCAGAAGAAGAAAUAGCUGUGGCUGAAUCUAACAAUAAAAAACAUAAAUUACUAGAACAAUUCGACAAAAAAACGAAGUUGAAACGACGGAAGAGCGAACAUCAAUUUGUAUCAGGUAUCAAUGGAAUGACUUCAACACCACAAGCACCGGUACACGAGAAAGCCAUGAAAAAACGACACUCAAGCGCACGUAAAACAAUCGAUUCGCAAAUCGAAUUGGAAAAAAUUCGAAAAACUAACCAGAACAAACAACCUAAGAAUCCGGAUCGUAAUCGUCGAUCUUCAUCUGAUAUCGAGCCAUCGUUGAAAAAAGACAAGACGGCGAAUCCCAAAGCAUCGGUCUACGAAAAAGCCAUGAAAAAGCGACAGUCAAAUGCACGUAAAAGAAUUGAUGGCAUCAAACCGUCGUCGGUGGAAGGAAAUGGAAUGAAUUCAACACCGCAAGCAUCGGUCCACGAAAAAGCCAUGAAAAAACGACACUCAAGCGCACGGAAAACAAUCGAAUCGCGAAGCGAAUUGGAAAAAUGCAAUAAAACGGCUUCGAAUACACAAGCACGAAUGUCGAUUGGAUCGUUGGAUAAAUUGCAAAACCAGCAAAAAGAAAACAAAAGCAAACAGUUAAAGAAUACGGAUCCUAAAAUAUAUGCCAAAAAUAGUUUGCAUGGUAAAUUUUGUCAACUUUGUAACAAAAACGAACGUUACUUGGUAAACCACUAUAUGAAUCAGCAUCCAGACAGUGAAGUGAUGAUCAGCAGACCCUCGCCAACAAUGGCCAAACGUUUGCUUUCUCAAAAGGAUACAUUCAGCAUUGAUGGAAUGAAAAUUCUUGGUUUUUGCUUCUUUUGCGAAGAAUGGAAGAACAUGACAAGAUGCAAAUGGGCAGAGCAUAUUUUGACCCAUACUGGUGAGAAGUUAUUCAGGUGCUCGGUGUGCUAUUUUGAAUCGAAACGAAAACUUGAACACAAAAAUUGCAAAAGCGAACCGGUCAACAUUUAUGAGUCGAAUACAAGCGACAGUGCAUUGAUGGGCUUUAUUUGCAAAAAAUGUAAUUACUUACAAGUAAAACGCGAACGAAUGGUGAAGCACAUGGUUAAACAGCACAAGUACCCCGAAGUCAAUGAGGGCGUUGAAUACGAAAAGAUAAUGCUGAUUCCAGAUCUGAAGGCCGUCGAUUCAGCCUUACAAUGGUCAUUUCAUGACUAUAUUGCACCGGCACAGAUUUUCAAAUGUGCAAUUUGUUUCAAGAAAUUACAAAAUGCUGAAGCAUUCGAAGAUCAUUUUGAUAGAGAACAUUACCAAUCCUUUACACAUUACAAAUGCGUUUGCGGAGAAAUGAUAUUUAUCGAGGGUUUGACACUUACAGGCGGUUUUAUUUGUGCACAUUUGAAAAUGCACAGUGCCAAAAUUGAUAUGUAUCAAUGCAUGAUGUGUGACAAAGAAGGAGAGUUCGACAAUAAGACAGACAUUGAAGACCACUUGUUGAAUGACCAUGCUGAUUGUCAAUUCAAAUACCGACACUUUCAUCGUGACCCAGAUACCAAAGAAACAAGCAUCACCGAAAUGACAACCACGAAAAUCGUUUGCGAAAUCUGCAGUGAAGAUUUCAAGGAUGCCAGAUUUGCUGUUGCAAUCGAUCAUUUCGAACGGAAUCACCCAGAGGAAGGCAUAAAUUUGUACGGAAGUUCAACCAAAAAGAUCACUCAAAUGGCAAAAAAGAUAACUACCAACAGAACAAGCUACUGCGGUGCCGAAUAUUUCACGGUUCGAAUCAACUGAACAUUUUAUGCUUCGAAUUUCUCAAAAUUCAUUCAAAACACAAAAUUCAUUGAGUUGUCACAAAAUUGAAAUGUCCCUUUGUAACAUCUGAGAUGAUCAAUCAGCUCAAUUCAAGAUUAUUGAAUACACCAUAAAACUAUUUUCUUACCUUUUUGAUUAAGGAGACUAUAAUCGUAAUUAAUUCCAUUAAGAUUCAACUAAAAAAACUUUU